Messenger RNA from Trypanosoma grayi, 2280 nucleotides. RefSeq names its product viral A-type inclusion protein. The transcript has a single exon. Gene Ontology annotation, cellular component: axonemal microtubule; centriole; centrosome. Bases 1 to 2280 code for a protein of 759 amino acids. NCBI's taxonomy places the organism in Eukaryota, Euglenozoa, Kinetoplastea, Trypanosomatida, Trypanosomatidae. The record is from RefSeq and is a predicted model, not a curated record. Gene Ontology annotation, biological process: cilium assembly.
AUGGCGGAAGAUCCUGUGGAGGAUGCGCGGCAAUACCUGGCCCGCGACGAGCACCGAGCGAAGGCGCAAUUCACCACCUCACUAGAAGGGAGAAGCUCCGCGGAGCUCAUGGCGCUCCUCACCUCGAAGCGGGAAGGAGACGACGCUGACGUGUGCCGUGGGGACUGCAGCACAAAAAGCAGUGAGCAACGUGGGCGGGGUGUCAUGGAGGAUAAUUAUGAUGAUGUGGAAGGGGAUGUCCCACAUUUGUUAAAACAACAACAGGAGGAAGAUGCGGCGAGUAGCAGGACGAGCGCAGUACGUGUGGUGGAGGUCAGUCGUGUAGAAACAAGUCGCGAUGGUGCUUUCUCAGGACCUCUGGGAAGUGAGGGCCAACGCGGCGAGCAGGGAGAACACUGCAGUGCGGCGUGGGACGCCGUGCGCGCGGGUGAGCUUGUCACGAAAGAGGAGUUGGAGGGAGUCCGGCGGGAGUUAUUGAUGCAGGAGCGAGUUGUCAAGGCAUUGGAGGAAGAUAAUGUCAACCUGCAUACGGAGCGGCGCGUGCUUCGUGCAAAGCUGGCGGAACUGGAGAAGCGUGCGGUGAAUAUGGAGGCUAAGUACAGCCUGCUGACGAGCGGUCAGAGCCCCAAUCCACCACCUGCAGCUACGCCAACUCCAGUGCAACAGCAACAGCAGUUCAGCCAAGAUGAGAUACACGUGGAGUUGGAGCGACAGCGGACAGUCGUACGGGAGCUGCAGCUGGAACUAGAGCUGAUUCGCCGCGAAAAGAAAGACGUAGAAGCACGCCUUUCGAGCCUCGACACGAAAAAAAUUGAGGAAAUGGAAUUAGAGGUGCGCAACCUUCGUGUCGAUUUGAAACACAAGGAGACGGAGUGCCAAGAUACUGUGAAGGAUAUGGCACGGAAGAUUGCAUGGUAUGUUGAACACCAGGAGUUCAACCACGCACAAGAGGAGCUGCUGAAGCAGCAGCAGGACACUAUCCGCCGCUUGCGCACACGGCUCCACGAGGUGGGUGCGAUGGACGGCGAGGGCAAGCACCCACGCGUGGGGAAAGACGCACGCGUACGCUACCUCACCAAGCGUGUGGUUGAACUUGAAGAGGCACUCAACAGCAAACACCCGGACAGUAUUGCUCAGCUCAUUCGCAGCUGUCAACCGUCGGUGCAGGACUCGAAGCAGUUCAAGCAACUCAACCUCCGAAUCAAGGAGCUGGAGGAGGCCCUUGUGGAGAAGGAUCGUUGUGCUGAAGCCGCCGUCACACGCCUGCGGGUGGAAACGGACCGCAUGAAGAUCCAAUACCAAGAACGCAUUGACAAGCUGGAAGAGGAUCUCAAGCUUCGGUUGCUGCACGCACAAACACGGCGGGUGCGUGAAUUAGAAAAACACCUGGCCGAGGCGCGACAGGCCCUGCGGGAAAGGAGCAAGGAGAAGGCACCUCCAUCGGUGCCUGUUGAAGUGGAGGCAGCUGUAGAAGCAACUGCUGCUACCUCUGGAUAUGUGCACGAAAAGGGUGUAGAUGCAUCAUCCGCACAACGAGAGCCUAAGGCGGUGGUGACAGCAACGCCAACGGGGGUAGGCAACCAUGCGGACGAAGUCAUUGCCCUCCUCCGCCAAGAGAAUGAAGCACUGCGAGGUCAGUUAUCGCAAACUACAUCUGAGGCGGUAAAAGGUGUUGUUGUGCCAAUAAUGUCCCAUGGCGUUGAGGUUGGCGCUGCCUCAACGGGUGUCAUCUCAAGCAUGCAGGCGCAAAUCAGCACACUCAUAGCGGAGCUGGCAGUGUAUAAGCGGUUGCUGAUGGAGAAUCAAGAAUCCCUGCGCGAUGCACAUGCCCGUUGGGAGGAGCGCCUGCUAACGGUGAGACAGGAGUGUCAGUCACAGAUGCAGCGCAUGCGGCAGGAGCACAACGACGAUAUUUCGCGGAUACAAGAGCAUCACCAGCGCGAAAUGAAGUCCGUCGCAGAACAGCAACGGGCAGAAGAAGAAGCCUCGUUGGCUCUGCAAAAACUUGCCCAAGGCCCUCUUGACGGGCCGCGGCAUAGUCGUGCCUUCCUGCAGAGUGUUGCCGAACGACUGGCAUAUCUUGAACGGCGUCAGGUGCAGAAGGAACGGGAAUCCGCACACGAGAUUGUAGAGGUCAAACGCAUUGCUGACUUUGAACUCGCACUGGCGACACAGAAAGCCGAGAUGAUGCUUGAGCAAAAGAACCAGCAAAUACAAGAAUUCCGCUUGCAAUUAGAUCAACUGCUCGCAAAUCUUGCACUCCUACAGCCCUAUGCAUAG